GCUUGGCUCAAUGGGCAGUAUUCAAUUUCUCCGCGUGCCCCUUCGGCGUGCGCCAUGGAAUGGCAACCGGACCCUCACGCCGACGGCACAGCAGCAUUGCAGAGCGCAGAAUCUGGCCAGGGCCCACCAGCGGGCGAGGUCGGAUCUGCCGGGCGAGACGUUGAAGACCUCGCAUCAUCGCGGGACUCGGUGCCUUCAGGUUCUCACGACAAGCCAGAGGAGGUGCACGAGGCCACGCGCCAGGCUGUGCAGGCAGACUCGCAGGGCAACGACCUGGAGCUGGCCGAGAUUCCCAGCACGAGCACCACCUUCAGCGAGCUGAUCACGCAGCAGUACCGCAAGCGCGAGGACAGUUUCCUUCGCGGACUCGUGCUCCAGGAUACUUCGGCGGCCCUGCCUCGAGAGUCUGGGCAGUCGCGUCGCCAGGGAGCAGCGGCGCGGUGCGACGCCGUUUUGGCUGCUGCCAGGAAGCUUCCGAUGCACUGCGCCGCUGAGGUGCGGCACUGCCUCGUGCCCAUGCUUUGCAUGUUGAUACCUACGGUAUCGAAGCGAUUCACUCUCCAAAUCCAGCUCGAUCUUAGCAGAGACUACAGUGGCUUAAUGGACGACGUCGCUUUCGCAGACACCAACUCGCUUACUGGUCUCUGCCUCAGAUGGAUGGAGUCUUCGAUCAUUCAGAUCGGGGUUUGGGGAACUGUAGUGACUUGGCUGUGCACUUUGUGGUCUGCCAGAGUGAUGAGGUCACUUCUCAUACGAUGCGGUUUGCCCGCCUUUGGGUGCUGCAUUAUCCUAUCUGGCAUCUAAACUGUUCCGAUGCAUUACUUUCAUGUCUCCGUGGUCGUGAAGAAGGUCUGCCAAGCCACGUUUAUCGUACUUGCCGCGGUCGGUUUAGCCUUCUUGGUCGCACGGGGUGGCCAACUCACUUUCAACCCUGCGUUCAAGUUCAUUGGGGUGGUACUCUUUGCUUUGGUCUUGACGGCUUCAGUCAUGAGCAACGCAGUGGUUGGUAUCGCAGUUGGGCCAGAUUGGAUGAAGGCUCUCUUCGUUGGCUUCGUCAAUCCCGUGGUUUGGGAAAUCGUUUUCAUAACGCCUGCCCGUUUUCUCGCAAGAACACUCUGGCACAAUGACGCAUCAACUUCUUUUAUCAUCGUGCCCUUGUUCGUCUUCGGUAAGCAAUACAUGGGGCGGUCAAUUGCUGCCCUCGUUGACAGUCCAAGCGUGCUGGUCGUUCUUUCUGCCCUGAAUUGCAUUUGGGAGGUGCUUCUGCGAGUGUCGCUGCGCUGCCGGGAUAGAUGCUUGUAUCAGUGGGUAUUCUCCAGCCAAUUGCCACCUGGGAAAGACGCUGCAGCCAUGCUCUCGUACGACAGGAACAGGCGGAUGAGGGCACUCAACUCCAUGUCUGAAUCGAUCGGCGAGAUUGUCGCGACAUGGAAUGGCGUUGCCAUGAUCAUAUUGCUUGAUGUAUCUGUGGACGGGGAGUCUCCGAUGAAUCCAUGGAAGGCCGUGCAGGCAGGAUUCGUGCAGAGCGCGUUCGAGCUUCUGACUGAUGUGGUCUCCGUGCUGCUGCUUUCCUAUUUCGGCAUACACAUACUGGAUCUUGCUGGCAGACGCUACUGGUACUGGUCCGCCGCGCUGGCCUGUCCUGUCUUGGCCAUGUCCUCCUUUGGUCUCAGGGCACUGUUCAGCAAGGCGCUGUGCCACGAUCCUGGGUUCCGUGAAGCUACUUUCGUCGUGUGUCGGAGGCUGUAAGGGGGCGCGGUCCCGAGACGUUUGUGUUGCGCACAGGGUUGACCUGUUCCAGAUUUGUCAGCAGUUGGGCCUCAGGCCGUAUGGAGCGUCGAAGUCGUUGUGAUGAGCCUUGUGGCACUCAUCUCGGCAAGGUGCCUGCGCACGUUUGCAUUCGGCUUGACAUCUUAUUGCCAGCCCUCAGUUGAUUGGGCCAUCGUUCAGAGCGGAGUUUCUGUGGCUGGCCUCUCCUCCCGCCUCUUGCUGCCCUCUCCCCCUCCCCUUGCCGUCUUCCUCUCCCGUCGCGUCUCCCACCUCCUUCGUCUUGGCCCCACGUCCACCGCUGUCCUGCACCCCUGGGGGGAGUCCAGCAGGGUGCUGCGCUGCGCACGUGCAGGGUGAGACCCCGCUUCGCUGGGUGCUGCUGAGCUUUCAGCUGUCGGCGCCAGUUUGCACCGCGGGGAGGUCCAGUGGAGCGCUGCGCUGCGCAGGUCCACAUGAGACAUCGCCCGAGCUGCUGGGCGCAGAAGGGUCGCCGCUUCCCUCUGGGGUCCAGCAGAGUGCCGAUCUGCGCAGAUCCACUCACGACCUCGCUUCCUCCGGUGCUGCCAAGCUUGCACGUGUCUUUGUUUUCCCAUAACCUUCGAGGGGGCUAGCAGGGUAGCGCGCCAUGCUGGUCGGAAUAGACCUCGCCCUUCUUGGAUGCUAUAAAACCUUGCUUCCUCCACACUUUCUGUAUCCUCUGUCAUGUUUGGUCCGUUUGAACGACCUGAGCGGUUGUCAGCCAGCCGAGCCGGCUAUCACUUGCUCAAAUCUCCCCAGGUUCUUCCCUAGAGUUGAUAUUUAGUUCGACGUGCUCUUCUGGAUCCUUGGACGGCAGGGGUCAGGCCUCCUGCUUCUAUGGAGUUGCUUGCCAGAGGUCACGAGGCGGAUGGGUUCGCCCUCGUCCCUCCUUGUAGGGAGGAAGAAAGGAUGGCUCGAUGCCGUCUUCCCGUUAGCGGAGCUGUGCUGUUUUUUGUUGCUGACAGUGCGGUUCCUACGGUACCUCAGAUACGGCCAUUGUGCCAGAUGGUAAGUUUUGCAUGAUGUGAUCGGGCACGGCAGCUGCUGCAAUCGUAGACCUGAGCGGACGGGCAGUCCCCCCAGAGGCAGGGUGCUCGGCCCGUCUCGUGGCUGACUGUCGGGUCCCUCACUUCUUCCCGGGCUCCUCCCUCGCAGCCUUUUUUGCUUCCGAGCCAGAGACCCGCUGGAGGAGCACUUGCUUAGUUCCUGGGGCAGGCCCGCGUGCCAGCGCAGAGGCUUCUGUGGUGGCCGCGGCGUGCUCUGCCUCUGCGGCUGCGCCCUGGGGGCACCGCGGCUGUGACACGCUGGCGUCGGCAAGCGCUGAGACUGGCAACCCGCAGGGCCCAGGAGCUCUCCGGAGGCCCCCCAGAGCCGUAGGAGGUCCCUAGAGGGUACCGCAUGGGGGUCGCCGCCUCUGGAGGGCCGCGCUCGCCAGGAAGCACUGGGCCCCGCCCUCGUUGCCCGCGCCCUCGCGCUUGCAGUGCCAGCGUGUCAGCUCGUCGGAAGCUCUGGGGUGGCGAAUUUCAGUAAUCAGAUCGUCAGACGUCCGAAAGCCCCCCUCCCUCCGCCGUUAAUGCACGCUUUAAAGCGUUUUUUUUGUCAGGAUGUCCGCUCAGCUCAGUGUCGCGAGUCCCACAGCGCUGUUCAGCCUGUGAUCGUUCCAGCCGCGGCACAGCAGGCCACCGUCCCCCAAACAGUGCUCUCACACCUCGGUGUCCUGACUUCUGC
Messenger RNA from Prorocentrum cordatum, 3516 nucleotides. NCBI's taxonomy places the organism in Eukaryota, Dinophyceae, Prorocentrales, Prorocentraceae. The record is from the annotation of a GenBank genome assembly.